This is a messenger RNA of Schistosoma curassoni, 1172 nucleotides long. NCBI's taxonomy places the organism in Eukaryota, Metazoa, Platyhelminthes, Trematoda, Strigeidida, Schistosomatidae. The record is from the annotation of a GenBank genome assembly.
GUCAUAACAACGCGUGCACGCUUUUUAAACUAUAUAAUGACAUGAUUGAAAAUGCCUUUCUCGCCGCUUGAACUGCUUGAUGAAGACUAUUCAGAGCUUUUUCCAGCAACAGCUGUGAAGUCAAAUGAGAAAGUCGACAGAAAAGAAGGAAAAGUCAAUUCACAUGAAGAGAAUGUUCCUCAAAUUCAUGUAACUGACAAACUAUUUUCCGAUAACUGGAGUUAUAAAGAGGGAUCAAACAUUUCCUCGCCGGUUGUUCAAAUGACUUCUGGAGAUGGAAAUGAACAACUGAGUUCUCCAGAUGAUUCAAAGACGAGUGAAAAUAACCAAAUAUCCGACGAUGAAUAUCUAAAGGCGGAAUGUUUUGGAAUAGAAAAUAGUGACAAGAAGCUAAGUGAGAAGAGUGAAAAACCAGACAGUAAUUCACAACGUAAAUUAUUUCAUCGGACAAAUGAAACAAGUGUUGCACCGACAAGUAAUAAUAAUCUGAAAGAUAGUAGCAUUACAUUCAAUGAAACUAAAGAAAAGGAAAAUGAUAAAGCAAGACUGUCAGACGAUAUAGAACCUGUUAUAAAACCCACUAUACGCACUAGAAGACAUAUUCUUAGUUCAAACCAACCAACAACUUAUAAUAUUACUUUGACUGAUCAAAAUGAUCAAUCACUUGGUAAUACAUUGGUGAUUACUUCGAAAGAACAACAAAAUAUAAUUAAUAAUAAUAAUAAUACACAAACUACUGAUAUAAUUAUAAAAUCAACUUGUCAAUCAAAUGAUAGUCUAAAAUCAUCACCAAGAUUAUCAUCAAUUAAACGAUCAAAUAGUUUAUAUCAUUUAACUAAUCAAAAAGCAUCCAACAAAUCUGCACAUCAUAAAUAUCAAAAUAAUAAUAAUAAUGAAUAUCCAUUGAAUGCAGUUGUUCUACGUGAUUUAGCUUAUCAAUCUUGGAGAAAUCGUUUAGUUAAAAGUGCACGUAUUGAACGUAUAUCAAAUUUACGUAAUGAAAUUGAUGAAACAAAAAAGGAGAAAGAGUUGAGAUCAUGAUUCAAUUGAAGCUAGACCACUACCAUGAAAAACCUGGAAGCACUCGAUGGGCAACUCGUCCUAUUGUGGGACUCCUCGUCAGUGCGCAUCCACGACCCCGUCUCGCGGGAUUUGAACAUAGGACCUAUCAG